AUUCCCAUUUUUAUUUUUAUAUAUUUAUUUUCUUUUCUUUUAUUUAUUUUCUUUCUUUUCAAAUAUACAAGAUGGAGAAUACAACAGUAUCUUCAAGUGCCCAAGAAAGUGUAAACAAGGACAGUGUUGUACUUUCUUCUAAUCUCGAUAAUCCAAUUGUAACUUCAGUAGGUGAAACAAUCUCAUCUACUAAAGGUACAACAGAUAUUAAAGAUUGGGAACAUGACGUAGAGCCUAUUCCUCGUCUUCAAGUAAUUGACGAAAACCAAAAAUUCACUGAAGAACUUCCUGAAUAUAUGAAGAAAUGGGGAUUGGCAGAGGCUGGUUUUAAGUAUAAUGUUGUCGCUGUGUUUGGUUCUCAAAGUACAGGAAAAAGUACUUUGUUGAAUAGAUUAUUUGGUACUUCCUUUGAUGAAAUGGAUGAAAAUCAACGUAAACAAACAACAAAAGGUAUCUGGUUGUCUCGUGGUAGAGGUAUGCAUGUGCUCGUCAUGGAUGUUGAAGGUACUGAUGGUCGUGAACGAGGAGAAGAUCAAGACUUUGAAAGAAAAUCUGCUUUAUUUUCAAUGGCUACAAGUGAAGUCAUUAUUCUUAAUUUAUGGGAACAUCAAGUGGGUCUUUACCAAGGCGCUAAUAUGGGACUUUUGAAAACUGUAUUUGAGGUCAAUUUACAAUUGUUUCAAAAUCAAAAAAGUAAAGAAAAGACUUUAUUAUUAAUUGUCAUUCGUGAUUUUGUUGGUGCUACACCUUUGCAAAACUUGGCAAAUACUCUGAGGACUGAUCUUGAAAAGAUUUGGGAAAGUCUAUCAAAGCCUGAGGGACUUGAAAACUGUAAAAUUACAGAUUAUUUUGAUUUUAUGUAUACUGGAUUACCUCAUAAAAUUUUGUUACCUGAGAAAUUCGAUGAAGAAGUGAAUAAACUUCGUUUAAGAUUUAAUGAUCCUAAUAAUCCUGAUUUUGUAUUUCGCCCUGAAUAUCAUAAACGUAUUCCUGCAGAUGGUUACAAUAUGUAUGCGUCUAGUAUUUGGGAUAAAGUCUUGACUAACAAGGACCUUGAUUUACCUACUCAACAAGAGUUAUUAGCUCAAUAUCGAUGUGAUGAAAUUUCAAAUGCUGCCUUUGAAGUAUUUAAAGAACAAAUUAUUCCUUUUAAAACACCUAUUAUCGAAAAAAAUCAAAUUAUUGCUGAUUUAGGUGAUCAAAUGAAGGCUUUAAGAGAACAAGCUCUCGAAACAUUUGAUAAAAGCGCAUCACGUUAUAAUCAAAACGUUUAUCAGAAGAAACGUCAGGAAAUGCUUACUAAAUUAAAUACACAAUUAGGCGUUUAUUUUAUUGGUCAGUUAAAUAAUUUACAUAAAAAGGCAGCCACAAUGUUCGCUGAAAACUUGGAUACGCAGCUAAAGAAACCUGGAUAUAACUUUGCAGAGAUUGUUAGUUUAUGUAAUAAGGAAGCUACUGCAUUCUUUCUUUCUGGUGCUAAAGCUAUUCUUUUAUCUGAUACGGAUUGGUCUUAUGAGCAUGAAGAACAAUUAUUAAAUGAAGAUCUUGCUGAUAUCUCAUUUAAAGCCCGUGCAAAGGAAUUUAAGAAGAUGAAUAAAGCUUUAGAAAAACAAAUUGAAGCUGAACUUUCAGAUCCUGUAGCACUUGAACUUAAUCGUCCUGAAGAUGAUAUGUGGCAUAGAAUUAUUGAACAAUACAAAAAGACAAUUAGAGAUGGUGAAGACUUAUUAGCCAAAAAAGCAAAAUCCUUUGAUUCAUCUAAAGAGGAAAUUACACAAUCAAUUAUUGACUUGAAAAGACAGACAUGGAUUGUACUUCGUAAAAAGGUGGAUGAAGAGUUGGCUGAUAAUUUACUAUUAUUGAAACUUCGUAAUAGGUUUGAAGAAAAGUUUCGUUAUGAUGAUAAAGGCCUUCCUAAGGUUUGGAAACCUGAAGAUGAUAUUGACUAUUACUUUAAAAAUGCAAGAGAUGAAACAUUAUCUUUGGUAAAGACCUUUUCAAAAAUUGAUUUAAGUUUAGACAAAGACUUUGAACUAGAAUCAACUGAAGAAUUUGAUUUCAAACAAUCACUUAUUAUUCUUAGUGAAGCAAAACAAAUUGAUAUUAAUAAUCGAUUUAAACGUGAAUGUGAUGCCUUUUAUUUGGAAGCUAAACGAUCUGUGGUCGCUACGACUGCCAAAGUGCCUACAUGGGUUAUUAUCAUGAUGAUCGCUCUUGGUUGGAAUGAAUUUAUGGCCAUUCUCAAGAGUCCUAUUUAUCUUGUUCUCUUCAUUCUUUGUGUUAGUGUUAGUUAUGUUGUAUAUGCUCUUAAUCUUUGGGGCCCUCUUGAACGAAUUUUCUCAUCUGUGUUUAAUGAAGUUACAAAAAUGGCUAAAACUCGAAUUGCAGAAACGGUAAAUACUACUGGUCAUGGAAGUCAGCAAUAUGCAUUAUCAGACUUUAAAGAUAAACGAGAGUAAAAUUCACAUUUAUAUGUUUUCUCUUUUUUUCUAUUUCCCUCUUUUUCGUUUUCUUUUUGCAAUGUAUAUAUAUAGAUAUAACACAUAUCAAUAAAUAUUUAUAUACGCAUUUAUAUUUAAACAAUGGU
Cokeromyces recurvatus is the source of this 2587-nucleotide messenger RNA. RefSeq names its product RHD3/Sey1. Gene Ontology annotation, biological process: endoplasmic reticulum membrane fusion. Bases 72 to 2459 code for a protein of 795 amino acids. Lineage: Eukaryota; Fungi; Mucoromycota; Mucoromycetes; Mucorales; Mucoraceae. Gene Ontology annotation, cellular component: endoplasmic reticulum. The transcript is spliced from 11 exons. The record is from RefSeq and is a predicted model, not a curated record. Gene Ontology annotation, molecular function: GTP binding; GTPase activity.